Molecule: messenger RNA, 392 nt
Organism: Thunnus maccoyii (southern bluefin tuna)
Lineage: Eukaryota; Metazoa; Chordata; Actinopteri; Scombriformes; Scombridae
Gene: rps28
Product: ribosomal protein S28
Exons: 4
Coding region: 59-268 (69 amino acids)
Biological process (GO): translation; ribosomal small subunit assembly; maturation of SSU-rRNA
Cellular component (GO): cytosolic small ribosomal subunit; ribosome
Molecular function (GO): structural constituent of ribosome
Source: RefSeq, a predicted model, not a curated record
UUGCACAUAUAUGACUUCCGGGGACCACGUGACUUCCUUUCCGGUCUAACCUGACAACAUGGACGCCAGCCGCGUGCAGCCGAUCAAGCUCGCAAGAGUCACUAAGGUGCUCGGAAGAACUGGUUCCCAGGGACAAUGUACACAGGUCCGUGUUGAGUUCAUGGACGACAGCAACCGCUCCAUCAUCAGGAACGUGAAGGGCCCAGUCAGAGAAGGAGAUGUGCUGACACUUCUGGAGUCUGAAAGAGAAGCCAGGAGGCUGCGAUAGUGCCCACUGAAGCUGUGAGGUGCCAAUCCAUUGCUGUGGAGCAGAAGACACCAUCAGUUUCACUUACUGUGGCCUGCAUCUCACUUGUUCAGAUGUUUUGAAAUAAAGUUGGUAAUUAAGAUGA